CCCUGAUUAUUAUCAUCGAGUUGUGUUGUGUGUAUGUGAGAGAGAGAGAGAGAGAAAAGAGCGUCUAUUCUCAGUGAGCGAGCGAGAUCUGCGAAAACAAAAAUAAAAGAAAGAGAGUUAGCACCCAAAACUUCCAACACACACACACUCACUCCCUCUCUCUGAGUUUGAGGCAACACAGUAUAAAAUCCAUUUCCAUUCACCAAAAUCUCAACCUCUCUCACUUUCCAUGAGGAUCCGCAAGAACGCCAAGCUUAAUCUCCUCUUCUCCUCCUCCACCACCACCACCUCCACCACCUCUCAUGGUGGUGUCUCCGUUCCGGUGACCAUCGCUACCCACGUGUGCCAGCUCAACCAGUCUCCAUGGGAUGUGAUCCCCUUUGACUACGACCCAAUCCAGUUCGACGGCGACGACAGCGGUGGCAACAAUGGAAGCAGCGCUUGCGAUUCAUUCGGCGCCGACGAGAGCGCGGCGUCAAUGACGGAAGAAAAGUUGAAGAUACAACACAUGGUGCUGGACGAUAAUCGCAACAAGAAAGCGGUUACGGUUAACAGUAACCGUAACGGCGUCAAAGUUGCGAGGAACGCGUGCUACUGCCAGGGGAUUGAUGACAAGGGUUUGCCAUGUAAGAAUAGAGUUAAAAAUGGGCAUAUUCCGUCACUCUGUGGCUACCAUUUGUCUCUGCUUAGGUCAUACAACAAUGCUGUCAAGAAAGCCCCGCACUCCUCGUCGCGCCGCGUGAAAUCCCGCAGUGGCACGGCGAAGAAGGCGGCUGCUUCUCCGUCUUCGAACCCGUAUGAGUUUUAUUACUACUCCGGGUUCGGGCCGCUGUGGGGGAAGCGGAGAGGCGGUGAUAGGAAUGGAGAAGCGAGCAAGAGUAGUGGUGGAGGUGGGGAGGGUUCGAAUUCAACAACGGUGGAAAUUGAAAUGGAAGAGGUUAUUGAGGGUAGUGAUGAUGUUGUUGUUGUUACAGCUGAUGAUAUUGAUAAUAGUAAUAGUAAUGAGAAUAAUGAUAAUGUUGUUGUUGUUUCUGGAAAAGACUAUGGGGUGUUUGAUUUUGUGGAUGAUGUUGAUGAUGAUGAUGAAGAAGAUGAUGAUAAUGGUGGGAACAAGAGAAUGAGGAAACCAGUGAAAGAAAGAUCGUUGAAAUCGCUAAUGUGAAGAACAUGAUGUUUGUAAUAGAUAGUGGGUUUAGUAGGGGUUUGAUAUAGUAAGAAAGAUCGAGGGUUGGUGUUCUUCAAUGUAGUAGUAUUAUUGUAUUGUUUUGUGAUUAUAAUCGUAAUUUGAUGUUGUUGUUGGUUUUUA
Molecule: messenger RNA, 1306 nt
Organism: Lotus japonicus
Lineage: Eukaryota; Viridiplantae; Streptophyta; Magnoliopsida; Fabales; Fabaceae
Exons: 3
Coding region: 230-1162 (310 amino acids)
Source: RefSeq, a predicted model, not a curated record